GUCGAGGUGCAUGUCAGGACAUGUUGUCAUGCAUGGUGGAGAGGGCGUGGCGAAACAGGCAACCGCGGGAGUGAAAGCAAAGUGAUACCACUAUGAAACAGUCUCCCCUGUAAUCAACAUUUGGACCAUAGCUCCGUGAAAACGGGUUGGAUAAGCAUCGAUUUCCAUGGAAUAAAAGAAGACUAGUGCUGACUGUUUUGACAAUCGUAGUGGGAAACGUGGAAUGUCACAAACUACAAGUGGACUUUCUUCAACAUCCAACGCAAGGACAAGUCGCGAGUCAAACAGCCUGUUGGACACAUAUUCUGAUGUCAACAAGCAAUCGACAGUGCCUCAACUACAGACACAUUUACAGUAAUCACGAAUCAUCAGAUACAUCAAACUGCACCUGGUAUGGCCCGCCCCCAGACGGAGAGUGGAGUGGACCACCAUGGCCGUGGCAGACAACACAGCUGCCGCAUGGAGGUCCAGCGGCCAGACACCUGGCCUGGUGGCAGCAACAACCCUCUCCAGGCUGCAUACCCCCAGUCCUGCCAACUGCUCCCCAACAUGGACACCCAGCCCAGGCAGGGCUCUCCGCCCCCCCAGCCUCAGAGAGAAGCCUCCCCACCCCCCAGUGCCCAUCCACUGGACACCACCACAAGAGCAAGCACAGACCCAGACAGAGAGCUCCAGGACACCACAGCCAGGGAUCCCCUGCCUGACCUGCUGCCCCAGAGAGAGCGCUCUCCCCAGGCUUCUCCCCAGCACAGAGAAUCUGGAGUAGCGGACCCGCGUUUGGACAACGAGGUGGUGGAAAGAGUGGCCAACCAGCUCAAGAGAAUCGGUGACGACUUGAACGCUACGAUCCUCCAGAGAAUGGGUGGCAUCCCCCAACGGCAGGACUGGAGAGGCCUAUGUCUAGGAGUCCUCAACUUCCUCUCGGAUACCCUCAGCAUUCUGUACCGACUGAGAUAGACUGACCCUAGGGAUUGGACACGCCGGAGCUCCCUACUGGACCAAUCACAGACUGCUUCAGAAUGGACUCAGUCCGCUGGAACGGACGAACCCCUUUUGUUUAGUCUCUUUUGUACAUCUUGUGUAUAUAUAUAUAUAUUUUUCAAUCUCUCUUUGGGACAGCUCUUGAUGAAGCAUUCUGACCCAGGUUGGUCUCCCAGACCGUGUAGGCUUGUGUGUGUUCCUAUCCUUCCUUGUAAACUGUGAAGCACGCUGAUGUGGUGAUGACGUGAGGGCUUUACCUGGCGGAGAGGCUAUGGCUCCUGUAUGUGUGUGUACAACUUCUUCCAAUUAAGGUCAUGGUACAGUAGAAUGAGCAAUUCAACUGCUCGACAGCAUGGCUUGAUGCGGGUACUGAGGGGCCUGUGUAGAAUCCCCUGUAAGUCACACUAUGGCUAAUACUAAUCAGUUUAUAUCGCUGGAUGAGCCAAGCUUACUGCUGGGAUAAGUUAUAGCGAUAUACUAUAUGGGAUCUGCUGUAGAGGUCGGCAUAUAGUUUCAGACAGGACCAACUUGACUUGGUAAACAAUGCCAGUACACUCUUAGUAAAAACGGUUCCAAAAGGGUUAUUCGGCUGUCCCCAUAGGAGAACCCUUUUUGGUUAUUUUUGGAACCAAAAAGGGUUCUACCUG
Molecule: messenger RNA, 1628 nt
Organism: Salvelinus namaycush (lake trout)
Lineage: Eukaryota; Metazoa; Chordata; Actinopteri; Salmoniformes; Salmonidae
Gene: bbc3
Product: BCL2 binding component 3
Exons: 4
Coding region: 394-957 (187 amino acids)
Source: RefSeq, a predicted model, not a curated record